Betta splendens (Siamese fighting fish) is the source of this 545-nucleotide messenger RNA. It is a transcript of the gene pfdn1, whose product is annotated as prefoldin subunit 1. Gene Ontology annotation, cellular component: prefoldin complex; cytoplasm. The transcript has 4 exons. NCBI's taxonomy places the organism in Eukaryota, Metazoa, Chordata, Actinopteri, Anabantiformes, Osphronemidae. Bases 127 to 495 code for a protein of 122 amino acids. The record is from RefSeq and is a predicted model, not a curated record. Gene Ontology annotation, molecular function: protein folding chaperone. Gene Ontology annotation, biological process: protein folding.
AUAUGUAGUAACGCCAUUGAAAAGCCUAGUUGGUGGCGGUAGUGUGCAACUUACACACCGCAAGCUGCCAUUUAACAAGAAGAAGAAAGGCAAGAGGAAAGACACACAUUUCAUGCGUUAGCAAAGAUGUCAGCGCCUAUAGACCUAGAGCUCAAAAAGGCCUUCUCAGAGUUACAGGUGAAGAUGAUUGACACGCAGCAGAAAGUCAAGAUGGCUGACCUGCAGAUUGAUCAGUUGACCCGUGUUCAGAAACACGCUAAGCUUACACACGCCGAGAUCACGUCGCUCCCUGACAAUACGCGACUCUACGAGGGAGUCGGACGCAUGUUCAUCCUGCAGUCAAAGGAGGAGAUCAGUAAUCAGCUGAUGGACAAACAGAAAACAGCAGAUGAAAAAAUCAAAGAGCUUGAGCAAAAAAAGGUUUACCUUGAACGCAGUGUGAAAGAAGCAGAAGACAACAUUAGAGAGAUGCUGCUGUCUCGGAGAGCUCACUGAUCCACAAUCAGUCUGCGUUGUAAUGAUCAUUAAAGCCUAAUUUAAAAGGA